AUGCAACGUUCUCUCCGGAUUUUUUUGCUCCUGGCGUUGGCUUUUAGGAAUCAGAUAUUGGGUCGUCCAAUCACGUCAUUUGCGGGUGAGUACUUCGUUAUUUCUGUUUUCUUGCAUAGAAGUUAUAUUUCCCAUACAGCAGUACGUACAUGGAACUACUUUUCUUUCCAGAACUUUCUACUAAUACCUGGCUUUGAUUAGGUCCGUUAAUUCUUUUGACUUAUCACAUUUUUUUUACAGCUAAUUGUGCUGAGCUUUACAAGGCUGGAAAUACAACCAGCGGUGUCUACACGAUUUAUCCUGAUGGUUUAGGUGCCUUUGAUGUGUAUUGUGACCAGAGCACUGGUGGAGGAGGGUGGACAGUCAUCCAGAAGAGAAUGGACGGCUCUGUAAAUUUUAAUCGUAGCUGGUGUGACUACAAGCGUGGCUUCGGUAACUUGAGUGGCGAGUUUUGGUUAGGACUGGACAAAAUAAACGGUCUCACUUGGAGAACAAAGAACAAGCUUAGAGUAGAUUUGGAAUUUAACCUCAGCCAGGGAAUUCAACGCAUUUUCGAAGAGUACAACUUGUUCUUAGUUGAAACGGAAUUAAAAGAUUAUGCCCUCACAAUUGGAAGGGUUUUUACAGGUAUUCACAUUUGUUGGUUGAUUAUCAUUGUCAUUCAUACAAAGUCUGAAAAAAUGAGUCAAUUAAUCAGCUAGAUUUUUAGGCUUGGAGAAUAAGCCUUAUACAGAAAGCGAUGACAGUCGAAUUGCAAUGAAAUCUGAAUAAUUUCACAGUGUUUGGCUCAUUAAAUUGACUGAACAGCAACUAGAUUGUUUAUUUUGUCUUAAAAAAUUAACUGUGAUACGAGCCUCUAUCCAGCUGACUGAAAUUGAGCGUUUAAUAAAUACCGUUAUCUUUCUGUUUAUUUUUUAAAUCCUUUUUUUCUUUUCUUCUCGCCCUGUAGGAAACGCUAGUGAUUCUUUUGAUCACAACAACUAUGCUUCAUUUUUAACACUCGACAAAGACCCGCAGUCCAAAUGUGUUAAGGACUUUGGAGCUUGGUGGUAUCCCAAAGGUCAUUGUGGUAACUCCAACCUUAACGGUAUAUACCAACAAAAAGACGGUUUAAGAUGGGCACAGUGGAGUCAAUAUAAGCCCGAUGAGCCCCAAUAUAAAGCCACCAAAGUCGAAAUGAAGAUCAAGCCUGAUUGCUCAGGAUAA
Messenger RNA from Pocillopora meandrina, 1206 nucleotides. The record is from the annotation of a GenBank genome assembly. NCBI's taxonomy places the organism in Eukaryota, Metazoa, Cnidaria, Anthozoa, Scleractinia, Pocilloporidae.